Messenger RNA from Coregonus sp. 'balchen', 10595 nucleotides. The record is from the annotation of a GenBank genome assembly. NCBI's taxonomy places the organism in Eukaryota, Metazoa, Chordata, Actinopteri, Salmoniformes, Salmonidae.
AUGAUGGGGGUCCCAGGACACCCCGGUUCCACAGGAACAUGUGGCCCCCCAGGACCCAAAGGAACCAAGGGACCGCAAGGAGAUGCAGGUCAGUUCCUCGUGAAUGUGACCAUCACCAGCAUAAUUAACAUUAAUCAUGAGUGAUACAGAUUGAAAAUAAUUAUAAAGCAGUAGAUCCAGCUUCAGUAGGGACGAUGUCACUGAAACAGCCAUAUAAAUAGAAUUACUAGUAUGGACAUUCCUAUUGCCUUGAUCUGAGAGGCUUUCUCCCUUCUAGUAAUUUUAUUUCUAUUGACACAGCAGCUUAACCCACAUCCCCUUCUCUCUCUGGACCUUUGUUCUUUCCUCCACAGGUCCGAAAGGAGAAAAAGGGUAUGUGAUCAAUCCAUUGAUAAUCCCACCUCCUCCCGGACCCGUAGGCGGACCCGGUCAACCAGGCCUUCCUGGCUUCACUGGUGGCUCGGGACCCAAUGGUUUUGAGGGACAGAAAGGUAGGGCCUGAUAUGGGUCAACGAAAGCCCCUGAAAUAUCUUGAUAUCUUCCUGGGUAGAGUGCUCCAUGUCCUCUUACAAUAAGAAGAUUCGUUAUUCUGUUUUCUCCCAAAUUGCAUUUAUAAAUACAUGAAAACUAUCAUUCAGAAUUGGUGGUUGUAGUUUCUCAGAAAGACCUUGAGGUCUUUGUGAUAGUAGAAAUUUAAAUAAGAGGAUUAGUUAUUUGUUGAAUAUUAUAAACUGGGUGGUUCGAACCCUGAAUGCUGAUUGGCUGACAGCCAUGGUAUAUCAGACCGUAUACCACGGGUAUGACAAAACAUGUAUUUUUACUGCUCUAAUUACGUUGGUAACCAGUUUAUAAUAGCAAUAAGGCACCUCGGGGGUUUGUGGUAUAUGGCCACUCUGCGUUGCGCCUAAGAACAGCCCUUAGCCGUGGUAUAUUGGCCAUGUACCACACCCCCUCGUGCCUUAUUGCUUAAAUAUAGCAUUCAUACAGUAAAUGCAACUUAAAGAUAAGAUACGAUUUGAUACUGUAUGUGUCUGCUGUUGCAGGGAGAAGUGGCCAGAUGGGGUCACCAGGAUUCCCGGGGCCCGAUGGCCUCCCAGGAGCAGACGGGGACCCAGGGGACAGCGGGGUACAGGGGGAGAGGGGGGCAUUGGGACCACAGGGUGAGUCAAAUGAACUAGGGCGUGUGGAUGGACACUUCACACACCCCCACUACUCAUGAACCUGUGUCCAACUAAACAUCUAGCCUGCCCCUGUCCUAAAUGACAUCCUCUUCAUGUCAUUUUAGACACAGCCCAUUUUGACCAUAAAAGGGCAAUCUGCAAUUGUUACAUCCAUUUUUGGACUUACAUAUUUUUUACUGAUUUAUGCUAGGGCUCUCCAACCCUGUUCCUGGAGAGCUACCGUCCUGUAGGUUUUCACUCCAACCACAAUUGUAACUAACCUGAUUCAGCUUAUCAACCAGCUAAUUAUUAGAAUCAGGUGCACUAGAUGAGGGUUGGAGUGAAAACCUACAGAAUGGUAGCUCUCCAGGAACAGGGUUGGAGAGCCCUGAUAUAUACCCAAAUAUAACAUAUAAAUGCCUCAUGAGCUUAGUUCAACUGUCGUACCCCAUCAGAACCCAAAAUAUAAGGCCAGGAUUCAAUCAGAUCUGCGGUAACCCGCGUUAGCCGACAUAGCUUUUCAUUUAUUUUGUUUAGGCGGUGUCGGAGGUGUAAUUCUGUUUAGAGCUGUCAAAUCGGUGAGCGGCUGCGCUUGUGUUCAUUGUCACGAAACCACACCUGUGCUUAUGUUCCACCCGUGUUAGAAGAUCAGAACGAGAAAGUGUAGACCAUAUAGAAAUAAUAAAAUCAUUAAACAGAAUAAUAGGUGUAGAUUGCAUGGGAUUUCUACUAAUGCGACUCUGUGGAUACAAUGGCAAUAUCCGUGAUUUGACAGCAGUUACACCUCCGACACCGCCUAAACAAAAGCAAUGAAAAGCUAUGCGGAUUUUUCAGCUAACGUGGGUUGCCACUGAUCUGAUUGAAUGCCGGUCUAAGGACUCAACUGUCAAAUCCAUAAGCGGCUCCCGGCAUUAUACCUAUCGUGGACAUUGCUAUUGGAUGCACCAAGUCGCAAUAGUAGAAAUCCCAUCCAGUUGUGUUACAAGUUCGAACACUGGAAUGUGUGAUGUAAUCUACAGAAGAAAAGUGGUCAGAAUAGCCCAGGUUAACAUAUGUAGCUUAAUAAAAAAGGUUAAUGAAAUCAAUAAUUUGCUAGUAACAGAUAACAUUCAUAUUCUGACUAUCUCUGAAACUCACUUAGAUAAUAUAUUUGAUGAUACAGUGGUAGCAAUACAAGGUUAUAACACCUUACCAAUGGUGGAGGUGUUGCUGUUUAUAUUCAGAACCACAUUCCUGUGAAGAUUAGAGAGGAUCUCAUGGUAAAUAUUGUUGAAGUAAUAUGGCUACAGGUUCAUCUGCCUCCCCUAAAGCCCAUUCUGGUGGCAAGCUACUAUAGGCCACCAAGGGCUAACAGUCAGUAUUUAGAUAACAUGUGGGAAAUGCUUGAUAAUGUAUGUGAUAUCAAUAUAGAGGUAUACUUUCUGGGUGAUUUAAAUAUUGACUGGCUUUCAUCAGGCUGCCCACUCAAGAGAAAGCUUCAAACUGUAACCAGUGCCUGCAACCUGGUUCAGGUUAACAGUCAACCUACCAGGUUGUUACAAACACUACGGAAUGAAAUCAUCAACAUGUAUUGAUCAUAUCUUUACUAAUGCUGCAGAGAUUUGUUUGAAAGCAGUGUCCAAAUCCGUUGGAUGUAGUGAUCACAAUAUAGUAGCCAUAUCUAGGAAAACCAAAGUUCCAAAGGCUGGGCCUAAUAUUGUGUAUAAGAGGUUAUACAAUACGUUUUGUAGUGAUUCCUAUGUUGUUGAUGUAAAGAAUAUACAGUUGAAGUCGGAAGUUUACAUACACCUUAGCCAAAUACAUUUAAACUCAGUUUUUCACAAUUCCUGACAUUUAAUCAAAUUAAAUAUUCCCUGUCUUGGGUCAGUUAGGAUCACAACAUUAUUUUAAGAAUGUGAAAUGUCAGAAUAAUAGUAUAGAGAAUGAUUUAUUUCAGCUUUUAUUUAUUUCAUCACAUUCCCAGUGGGUCAGAAGUUUACAUACACUCAAUUAGUAUUUUGUAGCAUUGCCUUUAAAUUGUUUAACUUGGGUCAAAGUUUUCGGGUAGCCUUCCACAAGCUUCCCACAAUAAGUUGGGUGAAUUUUGACCCAUUCCUCCCGACAGAGCUGGUGUAACUGAGUCAGGUUUGUAGGCCUCCUUGCUCGCACACGCUUUUUCAGUUCUGCCCGCACAUUUUCUAUAGGAUUGAGGUCAGGACUUUGUGAUGGCCACUCCAAUACCUUGACUUCGUUGUCCUUAAGCCAUUUUGCCACAAUUCCUUCCUCAUGAUGCCAUCUAUUUUGUGAAGUGCACCAGUCCCUCCUGCAGCAAAGCACCCCCACAGCAUGAUGCUGCCACCCCUGUGCUUCACGGUUAGGAUGGUGUACUUCAGCUUUCAAGCAUCCCCCUUUUUCCUCCAAACAUAAUGAUGGUCAUUAUGGCCAAACAGUUCUAUUUUUGUUUCAUCAGACCAGAGGACAUCUCUCCAAAAGUACGAUCUUUGUCCCCAUGUGCAGUUGCAAACCGUAGUCUGGCUUUUUUAAAUGGUGGUUUUGGAGCAGUGGCUUCUUCCUUGCUGAGCGGCCUUUCAGGUUAUGUCAAUAUAGGACUUGUUUUACUGUGGAUAUAGAUACUUUUGUACCUGUUUCCUCCAGCAUCUUCACAAGGUCCUUUGCAGAUGAACGCGGUACCUUCAGGCGUUUGGAAAUUGCUCCCAAUGAUGAACCAGACUUGUGGAGGUCUACACAUUUAUUUCUGAGGUCUUGGCUGAUUUAUUUUGAUUUUCCCAUGAUGUCGAGUUUGAAGGUAGGCCUUGAAAUACAUCCACAGUUACACCUCCAAUUGACUCAAAUUAUGUCAAUUAGCCUAUCAGAAGCUUCUUAAGCCAUGAUAUAAUUCUCUGGAAUUUUCUAAGCUGUUUAAAGGCACAGUCAACUAAGUGUAUGUAAACUGCUGACCCACUGGAAUUGUGAUACAGUGAAUUAUAAGUGAAAUAAUCUGUCUGUAAACAAUUGUUGGAAAAAUUACUUGUGUCAUGCACAAAGUACAUGUCCUAACUGACUUGCCAAAACUAUAGUUUGUUAACAAGACAUUUGUGGAGUGGUUGAAAAACGAGUUUUAAUGACUCCAACCUAAGUGUAUGUAAACUUCCGACUUCAACUGUAUUGUCACGCCCUGACUCAUGGGACUCUUGUAUAUUGAGUCAGGGUGUGGAUAUGCUAUGUUGUAUUUUCUAUGUUGGCAUUCUAUGUUGUGUGUUUCUAUGUUUGGCCGGGUGUGAUUCCCAAUCAGAGGCAGCUGUCGCUCGUUGUCUCUGAUUGGGGAUCAUACUUAGGCAGCCUAUUGGCAAUCCUAGUUGUGGGAUCUUGUUCCGUGUGGAGGCUUGUUUUGUGUUUAGCCUUAGGACUUCACGUUUUGUUGGUUUGUUGUUUUGUUAGUGUGUUUAUCGUUGUAAUAAACAUGUACGCAUUUCACGCUGCGCCUUGGUCUGACCCGUCCUUCAACGACCGGGACAGAAGAUCCCACCAAACACGGACCAAGCAGCGUGCCCAGGAGCAGACAGCCUGGACAUGGGAGGAGAUCCUGGACAGAAAGGGAUCCUGGACAUGGGAGGAGAUUCAGGCUGGGAUGGUCGCCGUCCUUGGGAGGAGACAGUGGAGGCCCGGUUUAGAGAGGAGCAAAGGCAACGCAGAAGGCACCGGCCAAGGAAGAAGCCCGAGACAGCCCCAAAAAAGGUUAAAAGGUUGGUCGGGGAUCGGGGGCUCAGGGAGGAGUCCUCAUGGGAGGAGGACUAGGCGCGGAGAGUGAAAGACUGGUACAGUCGGAGAUCUCUAACGUCAGUUCCCAGUCCGGUACACCUCGUGCCUGCGUCUCGCACCAAGCCAGUGGUGCGUGUCCCCAGUCCGGUACGGCCCGUGUCUGCUCCCUGCAGCAAGCCAGUGGUGCGUGUCGCCAGUCCGGCCCGGCCCGUUCCUGUUCCUUGCACCAAGCCAGUGGUGCAUGUCGCCAGUCCGGCCCGGCCCGUGCCUGCUCCUCGCACCAGACCAGUGGUGCGUGUGUCCAGUCCGGCACGGCCCGUGCCCGUUUCACCGGUGCCUGGUCCGGCACCGGUCAGCUGCUCCACUCCGGAGCCAGAGCAGUCCGCUCCACCGGGCUCCAGUCCAGCUCCGGUCAGCGGCUCCACUCCCGAGCCAGAGCAGUCCGCUCCACCGAUGCCCAGUCCAGCUCCGAUCAGCGGCUCCAGUCCGGAGCCGGAGCAGUCCGCUCCACCGGUGCCCAGUCCAGCUCCGGUCAGCGGCUCCAGUCCAGACCCAGACGUCAGCCCCUCUCCAGGUUCGGGGUCUCCCACACCAGGGUCCAGACAGGGCUUGGUACUUCGUGGGAGGAAGGAGAGGGGAAGCAGCGUGCCGAGGUCCAGUCCAGACCAGGGGCGCAACAGGGAGGAUGAGAGAAUGUGAUCGUCACGCCCAGAGCCGAAUCCGCCUCCAAGGCAGAAUGCCCACCCGGACCCUUCCCUGUCAUGUCAGGUUGGUGCGGUCGUAGUCCGCACCUUUGGGGGGGGGGGGGGUACUGUCACGCCCUGACUCAUGGGACUCUUGUAUGUUGAGUCAGGGUGUGGAUAUUCUAUGUUGAAUUUUCGAUGUUGGCAUUCUAUGUUGUGUGUUUCUAUGUUUGGCCGGGUGUGAUUCCCAAUCAGAGGCAGCUGUCGCUCGUUGUCUCUGAUUGGGGAUCAUACUUAGGCAGCCCAUUGGCAAUCGCUAGUUGUGGGAUCUUGUUCCGUGUGGAGGCUUGUUUUGUGUUUACCCUUAGGACUUCACGUUUCGUUGGUUUGUUGUUUUGUUAGUGUGUUUAUCGUUGUAAUAAACAUGUACGCAUUUCACGCUGCGCCUUGGUCUGACCCGUCCUUAAACGAACAUGACAUGUAUGUUGGUCCUUGGUGUGUAAUGAGAAGCAAACAGAAACUGCACUUGACACAUUUAUGAAAUUGCUUAUUCCAGUUACUAAUAAGCAUGCACCCAUUAAGAAAAUGACUGUAAAAACGGUUAAAUCCCCGUGGAUUGAUGAGGAAUUGAAAAAUUGGUUGUAUGGUUGAAAGGGAUGAGGCAAAAGGAAUGGCAAAUAAGUCUGGCAAACGCACUGCAAAUUGAGAAAUCAUGUGACUAACCUGAAUAAAAAGAAGAAGAAACUACACUAUGAAACAAAGAUAAAUGACAAAGAAUGAUAGCAAGAAGCUUUGGAGCACCUUAAAUGAAAUGUUGGGAAAAAAGGCAUACUCAGCUCCAUCAUUCAUUGAAUCAGAUGGCUCAUUUAUCACAAAAUCAACUAAUGUUGCCAACUACUUUAAUGAUUUUUUUCAUUGGAAAGAUUAGCAAACUUAGGCUUGACAUGCCAGCAACAAUUUCUGACACUACACAUCCAAGUAUAUCUGACCAAAUAAUGAAAGACAAGCGUUGAAUUCCGUAAAGUGAGUGUGGAAAAGGUGAAAAAAGUAUUGUCUAUCAACAAUGAAAAGCCACCGGGGUCUGACAACUUGGAUAGAAAAUUACUUAGGAUAAUAGUGGACGAUAUUGCCACUCCUUUAUUUGCCAUAUUUUCAAUUUAAGCCUGCUAGAAUGUGUGUGUGCCCCUAGGCUUGGAGGGAAGAAAAAGUCAUUCCGCUACCUAAGAAUAGUAAAGUUCCCUUUACUGGCUCAAAUAGCUGACCAAUUAGCCUGUUACCAACCCUUAGUAAAUUAUUGGAAAAAAUUGUGUUUGACCAGAUACAAUGUUAUUUUACAGUAAACAAAAUGACAACAAACUUUCAGCAUGCUUAUAGAGAAGGACAUUCAACAAGCAAAGCACUUACACAAAUGACUGAUGAUUGGCUGAGAGAAAUUUAUGUUUUUUUAGACUUCAGUGCGACUUUUGACAUUAUCGAUCAUAGUCUGCUGCUGGAAAAACGUACACUACCGUUCAAAAGUUUGGGGUCACUUAGAAAUGUCCUUGUUUUCGAAAGAAACACAUUUUUUUUGUCUAUUAAAAUAACAUCAAAUUGAUCAGAACUACAGUGUAGACAUUGUUAAUGUUGUAAAUGGCUAAUGUAGUUGGAAAUGGCUGAUUUUAAAUGGAAUAUCUACAUAGGCGUACAGAGGCCCAUUAUCAGCAACCAUCAGUCCUGUGUUCCAAUGGCACGUUGUGUUUGCUAAUCCAAGUUUAUCAUUUUAAAAGGCUAAUUGAUCAUUAGAAAACACUUUUGCAAUAAUGUUAGCACAGCUGAAAACUGUUGUGCUGAUUUAAAUAAUUAAUACAACUGGCCUUCUUGAGACUAGUUGAGUAUCUGGAGCAUCAGCAAUUGUGGGUUCGAUUACAGGCUCAAAAUGGCCAGAAACAAAUAACUUUCUUCUGAAACUCGUCAGUCUAUUCUUGUUCUGAGAAAUUAAGGCUAUUCCAUGCGAGAAAUAGCCAAAAAACUGAAGAUCUCGUACAACAAUGUGUACUAGCCAUAUGUCAGACUGCCCAUCUUAAUCUUUUCUUUUUAUUGCCCAGUCUGAGAUAUGGCUUACGCUGAUUUUAAAUCCUUAUUAUUUAGUUAUAUUUUCAAUUUGAGUGUAAUCAUUUUUAUAUAGCUUACUAUUUCUGAAUUUCGUGACAAUGACCACAUGAGCAGCUCUGCUCACCGAUUUGACAGCAGUUACACCUCCGAUACCACCUAAACAAAAGCAAUGAUAAACUAUGCGCUUGUCGGUUAACGUGGGUUACGGCUGUUUUACUUCAUUGUUUGUAAAUUCAUUUAAUUGAUAGUUUUAAUCACAUUCUUCUAAAAAAGCACAAAACAUAUUCACUAUUAUGCUCACUUCAAGAAUAGCUACAGUGGGGAGAACAAGUAUUUGAUACACUGACGAUUUUGCAGGUUUUCCUACUUACAAAGCAUGUAGAGGUCUGUAAUUUGUAUCAUAGGUACAAUUCAACUGUGAGAGACGGAAUCUAAAACAAAAAUCCAGAAAAUCACAUUGUAUGAUUUUCAAGUAAUUAAUUUGCAUUUUAUUGCAUGACAUAAGUAUUUGAUCACCUACCAACCAGUAAGAAUUCCGGCUCUCACAGACCUGUUCGUUUUUCUUUAAGAAGCCCUCCUGUUCUCCACUCAUUACCUGUAUUAACUGCACCUGUUUGAACUCAUUACCUGUAUAAAAGACACCUGUCCACACACUCAAUCAAACAGACUCCAACCUCUCCACAAUGGCCAAGAUCAGAGAGCUGUGUAAGGACAUCAGGGAUAAAAUUGUAGACCUGCACAAGGCUGGGAUGGGCUACAGGACAAUAGGCAAGCAGCUUGGUGUGAAGGCAACAACUGUUGGCGCAAUUAUAAGGAAAUGGAAGAAGUUCAAGAUGACGGUCAAUCACCCUCGGUCUGGGGCUCCAUGCAAGAUCUCACCUCGUGGGGCAUCAACGAUCAUGAGGAAGGUGAGGGAUCAGCCCAGAACUACACGGCAGGACCUGGUCAAUGACCUGAAGAGAGCUGGGACCACAGUCUCAAAGAAAACCAUUAGUAACACACUACGCCGUCAUGGAUUCAAUUCCUGCAGCGCACGCAAGGUCCCCCUGCUCAAGCCAGCGCAUGUCCAGGCCCGUCUGAAGUUUGCCAAUGACCAUCUGGAUGAUCCAGAGGAGGAAUGGGAGAAGGUCAUGUGGUCUGAUGAGACAAAAAUAGAGCUUUUUGGUCUAAACUCCACUCGCCGUGUUUGGAGGAAGAAGAAGGAUGAGAACAACCCCAAGAACACCAUCCCAACCGUGAAGCAUGGAGGUGGAAACAUCAUUCUUUGGGGAUGCUUUUCUGCCAAGGGGACAGGACUACUGCACCGUAUUGAGGGGAGGAUGGAUGGGGCCAUGUAUCGUGAGAUCUUGGCCAAAAACCUCCUUCCCUCAUUAAGAGCAUUGAAGAUGGGUCGUGGCUGGGUCUUCCAGCAUGACAACGACCCGAAACACACAGCCAGGGCAACUAAGGAGUGGCGCCGUAAGAAGCAUCUCAAGGUCCUGGAGUGGCCUAGCCAGUCUCCAGACCUGAACCCAAUAGAAAAUCUUUGGAGGGAGCUGAAAGUCCGUAUUGCCCAGCGACAGCCCCGAAACCUGAAGGAUCUGGAGAAGGUCUGUAUGGAGGAGUGGGCCAAAGUCCCUGCUGCAGUGUGUGCAAACCUGGUCAAGACCUACAGGGAACGUCUGAUCUCUGUAAUUGCAAACAAAGGUUUCUGUACCAAAUAUUAACUUCUGCUUUUCUGAUGUAUCAAAUACUUAUGUCAUGCAAUAAAAUGCAAAUUAAUUACUUAAAAAUCAUACAAUGUGAUUUUCUGGAUUUUUGUUUUAGAUUCGGUCUCUCACAGUUGAAGUGUACCUAUGAUAAAAAUUACAGACCUCUACAUGCUUUGUAAGUAGGAAAACCUGCAAAAUCGGCAGUGUAUCAAAUACUUGUUCUCCCCACUGUAAAUAUAUUUGUAUCUUUGUCUCUGACUGUCUGUCAUCGUAGGCGUCCCAGGCCCUUCGGGAGAUGCCGGCAGCCCAGGCCCCACCACCACCUUUAACUCUGGCUUCCUGUUGGUGAUGCACAGCCAAUCAGACACGCUCCCUUCCUGUCCAGCAGACAUGACACAACUGUGGACUGGUUAUAGUCUGCUUUACCUGGAGGGCCAAGAGAAAGCCCACACACAGGACCUCGGUACGUUGGUCUACAAUACUGUUUGUGUGUGUGCUCAUCUGUACACCUGUGUGUAUGUGUGUGUGUGUUUGAAUGAUUGUAACCGGUAACCUAGCAUGUCUUUUUCUCCUACUAGGUCAGGCCGGGUCAUGUAUGCGUCUCUUCAGCACCAUGCCUUUCUCCUACUGUAACAUGGGCACGUGUGACUACGCCAGCCGCAAUGACAAGUCCUACUGGCUGUCCACCACAGCGGCAGUGCCCAUGAUGCCCGUGGCGGGCCAGGACAUCCAACAGCACAUCAGCCGCUGCGUGGUGUGUGAGGCCCCCUCCCCUGCUGUGGCAGUUCACAGCCAGGACAACAGCAACCCCUUCUGUCCCCCCAAUUGGAGGAGUCUGUGGGUGGGAUACUCCUUCCUCAUGGUGAGUUUGUGUGUGUGUGUGUGUUUGCUUGUCUGUGUUUGCCUGCAUGUUUGUGUCUGUGUGUGAGUGUUUUGUUAUAACAGUUGUAACACACGUGUGUGUAUUGUAGCACACAGGGGCCGGUGAUGAGGGUGGUGGCCAGUCUCUGACAUCAUCAGGAAGCUGCCUGAGGGACUUCCGUGCCCAGCCGUUCGUGGAAUGCCAGGGCCCGCGGGGAACGUGCCACUAUUUCGCCAACAUCUACAGCUUCUGGUUGACCCGGGUGGACGCCGAUGGACCGCUUAGCCCCUCAACUUCACAGGGCACGCUCAAAGAGGAGUGGCAACAGCGCCUCAACGUAGGCCGGUGCAACGUGUGUAUGAAGGAGUGA